GCGGCGCCGUAAAUCAGAAUCGGGCUGCGUGAGGAGGUGGGGUCGUAUCUGAAGCCUUUUCCUAAAACAAGUUGUCGCAGUUCCUGAGGCCUGGUCUUUGUGAAUCCGUCAGCGGACCCGUUCUCUGCUUCUUCGCCUCAUCUGCGUCCGUGGGUGCUGACCAUGCUGUACCUGAUUGGCCUGGGCCUGGGGGAUGCCGCGGACAUCACCGUGAAAGGGCUGGAGAUUGUCAAGAAAUGUAGCCGAGUGUACCUGGAGUCGUACACCUCCAUCUUGACGGUGGAAAAGGAAAGGCUGGAGCAGUUUUAUGGAAGACCAUUGAUUACUGCUGACAGACAGGCAGUGGAACAAGAAAUAGAACAAAUUAUAAAAGAUGCUGAUGUCAAUGAUAUUGCCUUCCUUGUUGUUGGUGAUCCAUUUGGUGCCACAACACAUAGUGAUCUUGUUCUAAGAGCAGUAAAGAUGGGGAUCCCAUAUCGAAUUGUUCAUAAUGCUUCCAUCUUGAGUGCUGUUGGCUGCUGUGGUUUGCAGUUAUAUAAUUUUGGAGAAGUGGCUUCCAUUGUUUUUUGGACAAGGACUUGGAAACCAGAAAGCUUCUUUGACAGAGUGAAGACAAACAGACAAAAUGGCUUGCACACGCUAUGCUUACUGGACCUCCAAAUAAGGGAACGAUCAUUGGAAAAUCUAAUAAGGGGAAGAAAGAUCUAUGAACCUCCACGAUUCAUGACUGUGAACCAAGCAGCCCAGCAGCUUCUGGAGAUUGUUCAAAACCAGAGAGCUCGCGGAGAGGAACCAGCUAUCACCGAGGAGACCAUCUGCGUGGGCCUGGCCAGGGUGGGAUCUGAGGAGCAGAAAAUUGCUGCUGGCACCUUACAGCAAAUGUGUACUGUGGACCUGGGAGGGCCCUUGCAUUCAUUAAUUAUAACAGGAAAUUUGCAUCCGCUGGAGGCAGAAAUGCUAAAACUGUUUCCUAUGCCAGAAGAUGACUCUGAAACCCCGAGUGUUGAUAGCUCCUGCCCCUAAUAGCCUCUGUUGCUUCUUUCCUUUAUUCAGUGUCAGAUGUAUAUAGAAAGAUGUGCACCUUCAAAAGACAAAACAAAUGGAUAACCAUUUGGAUCCAUCUCAUGAAUAAAAAGUGAAGAUAAAUUCAUCUAACAAAACUUAGUUUCAUUAGAGGCCACAUCAUUCCUUCUGAGGUUAAUAUCAAUUGGUGUCACCUUGACCACUGCGUAAGAUAACUUGGCUUGCAGGAGGGUACAGACAAAGCAGGAAAGUAAUAGAGAUAGGCAGAGUGGUUUUAUAACUUUUCCUUCACUUAAGAAAUUGGGUUAAAAAUUGCUUUGACUGCAAUUAUAGGGUAAAACACAAGAGGGACAGCUGGAAUAUGAAUCAUUCUGACAAAUUCUCGCUCUCAUUUUUGGAGGCAAGAAAUGACAGCUGUUAGAAGAAAGCUAAGUAAAUGAUUGCUAGCAUUUCACUCACUGUAAUUGCUUGUCUUUUUAUGCAAGUAUAGGAUGAAUUUUUCUGCCUUGAAUUAAAGAUAAUGCUCUGAGAAAGAUUUAGAGAGAAAAAAUCACCAUCUGAGUCCCACUCACCUAUAAGUACAAGAGCACAUACCAUGUCAAGUGACACCCAUCUGAAUUGGCCUGUCUCAUUUAAACUGACACCCUAAUUAUGUGGCUUGCUACAAUACGUGGGUUAUGUGUUACAUUGGAAAUGUUUUAUCAGCCAUAUAGAGUUGCCAUUGGAUUUUAAAUGGAUACCAUAUUUCUCAUUUAUGCUGACAAAAGACUGACUACGGAAAAAGAAGGAACUUAAGACACAACCGUAGUCUGUUUAAAGAGUCAUCAUUCAGUGGAACUCAUUAAAUCUUAUCAUUUAUGUACAAGUUUGUUGUGUUUUGACAGUAGUAUUUAUUAUGAACCUCAGCUUCCAUGCUCUUGUGUAAUUUCAAUCAUUAAAUGUGAUGUGUAGUAACUUAUGGGUAAAUGCAAAUUCAGCUAGAUAGAUGUUUCUUCUCAUAGGUCUGAGCAAAUCAUCCAAUCUCUGUUGCUGGGCAUGUGGUUUGCUUAGUUUUCUUUAGAGAUAUAACUUAUUAAAAAUGUAUUCUGUAUAUGUUUAAGAUGACAUAAUUCUUGUGAUAGUCAUUUCUCAAUGUAUUGUGAACUGUGAAUUGGGGGAGGGAAGGGGAACUGGUCAGUACUAAUUGUAUACUGUUAACUGUUAUGAAACCAGAAACUUUUUAACUGUAAAAUACAAAGCUCAAGGAAAUAA
Molecule: messenger RNA, 2274 nt
Organism: Antechinus flavipes (yellow-footed antechinus)
Lineage: Eukaryota; Metazoa; Chordata; Mammalia; Dasyuromorphia; Dasyuridae
Gene: DPH5
Product: diphthamide biosynthesis 5
Exons: 8
Coding region: 163-1023 (286 amino acids)
Biological process (GO): protein histidyl modification to diphthamide
Molecular function (GO): diphthine synthase activity
Source: RefSeq, a predicted model, not a curated record